Messenger RNA from Pecten maximus, 2658 nucleotides. RefSeq lists its product as uncharacterized. The record is from RefSeq and is a predicted model, not a curated record. Bases 397 to 1425 code for a protein of 342 amino acids. The transcript has 2 exons. NCBI's taxonomy places the organism in Eukaryota, Metazoa, Mollusca, Bivalvia, Pectinida, Pectinidae.
AACAAACCUGCGUACUAUAACCCGAAUAUUUACGGUAACCAAAUCACUUCUAUAAAUAACUUGGAAUUUCCUGAACGAUACAAACAUGUUGCUUUAGAAAAGCUCUUCACUUCUAUAAAUACCUGGUAACUUGGAAUUUCCUGAACGAUAAGUACGAUACUUUAGUGUGAGCUCAUCACUUCUAUAAAUAACUUGGAAUUUCAGAAAAGUUCAUCACUUUUAUAAAUAACUGGCAACUUGGAAUUUCCAGAACAAUAUCAUGACAUUUAUCAAAUCAAUUAAUUGUAUAGUGUGGUCAGUGUAAUGUUUGGGUCUAGUAGCUCCGGACUGUAUCCAGGUGCAUGAAUACCUUGUUUACCGAGAUAAAGAUUUCUGUUACAACUGGAAAACAACAUAAUGGCACACAAUGGCUGUUGUCAUCUGACAGCUUUGCUGUUCACCACCUUCGUCAAUAUUUUUGAUUUGAUCACUGAUUGGUCAUUUUACAUUGGAGAGGUGUCAAUCAAAGACGGCUUGGUGUUCGGUCCUUACGAACCUUACAUUGUCACAUUGUUAGUGUUCUGUGUGAUAGCCAGUGUGACGUGUGUGUUAGAAGUCGCUCUAGACUACCUCAACUACAACAAGAAGAGUAAGACAGUGGAACUUGUAGUGGAUAUUCUUGCUGUUACAACACUACUGAUUGAGGACUUACCUCUCAUUGGUAUCAACCUUCAUAUAGCCCUGUGUAGAGAAGAGGCGACCAAUGUCAUACAGAUAGCUAAGGCUUCAACAGCUAUAUUUGAAGCUUCAGUGAAGCUAUGCAUUAUGGGUAUUCAUUUUUUCAGAAACAAAUGUAAAAAAACAAAUAAAAUUAAAAAAGCAAAAAAGUUGAGAAAAGCAUUAAAGAUUUGCAUAGUAUUUCUGCUUGCCAUCAAUCUGAUCCUAUCGAUCAUAGUCUUCUCUAUCACCAUAAACUUCCAGAAGUCUCACAUUGAGUUUGACAGUCCGGGUCUCGACAGGGAGGUGUCCAAUCGUUACCUCCAAGGUGUUGGUGUCUUUAUGAGGCUCCCUAACAUACCAAACAUGGCAGAAAACCAGUGGAUGAUGUUGACGGAUCUUAAAAAUAUUACUCUUCUAUCGUCACCAACGUACGGCAUGUUCCUCAGUGUCCUGAUUACUACAGCACCAUUCCAGUAUAUUCGGGUGAGGAAACAUUUCCCUGGGCCACCAGAGUCUAUAUCAUGUUACAAGAGACAGUCAACAUCCAUGAUUCUUUUACCUCCAAAUAGCUGUUCCAACCUUACAUCCAGUGCUAACACUACGACUGUGUCCUUACGUUUUACUUACGUUCGACCAAGCAACUUCCAGCCAAUGGGAGAUAUUCACUACAACACUGAGCUUCGUCAGGAAUUCCAUCAAAUUUUGACUAAUGAAACCGUUUAUUGAAAUAUUUCAAGGUCAGGCCUGAAGUGAAGGGUGACCUUGCCCUAAUGACUACAGACAAAGGAGGCCAGUAUCGGUUCUACAAUGAAGAUAGCGACCUGUUGUCAACACAUGAAGUGUGGAAGACUGGCACUUCAAAUUGUGGAAACACUGGUCGAGAAUCCCCAAAACUAGACACAGACCUUUUUGUGAGAUGUGUGUUUUGAUACUGUAGUUGUUAUUGGUUUGUAUUGAAACAAUUCAGGUACAUUAUGGUGAUUUUUAGGUCAUUAACAGGAUUCUGCUAUCAUUAUACAGAACAUUAUACAGAAUAACACAAAAUAUUGUAACUAUUCAGAUAAAGCCACCUUAUAGAUGGGGGACAGCUAGGACAGGAUUUCUGACAGACGAUGUUCUACUGUUAAUCUGUAUAGAUGGGGGACAGCUAGGACAGGAUUUCUGACAGACAAUGUUCUACUGUUAAUCUGUAUAGAUGGAGGACAUCUAGGACAGGAUUUCUGACAGACAAUGUUCUACUGUUAAUCUGUAUAGAUGGGGGACAGCUAGGACAGGAUUUCUGACAGACAAUGUUCUACUGUUAAUCUGUAUAGAUGGGGGACAGCUAGGACAGGAUUUCUGACAGACAAUGUUCUACUGUUAAUCUGUAUAGAUGGGGGACAGCUAGGACAGGAGUUCUGACAGACAAUGUUCUACUGUUAAUCUGUAUAGAUGGGGGACAGCUAGGACAGGAUUUCUGACAGACAAUGUUCUACUGUUAAUCUGUAUAGAUGGGGGACAGCUAGGACAGGAUUUCUGACAGACAAUGUUCUACUGUUAAUCUGUAUAGAUGGGGGACAGCUAGGACAGGAUUUCUGACAGACGAUGUUCUACUGUUAAUCUGUAUAGAUGGGGGACAGCUAGGACAGGAUUUCUGACAGACAAUGUUCUACUGUUAAUCUGUAUAGAUGGGGGACAGCUAGGACAGGAGUUCUGACAGACGAUGUUCUACUGUUAAACCGUGAUACUAUAUCAUUAGCAAUGAAAUUCCAUUGUUUUUUUUUUGCUAUAUUGUUAUUAAGUGCUUUUAUGUUUUAAUAUUUAUAUAAUUAUGUUACUGUUCUGAAAUCACAAAUUUCUAAUGCAAUAUUUUUAUCUGCAAUGUUCAAUAAUUCUUUUUUUCAUUUUUAAUAUCUUCUAUAUUCUUAAUGAACAAGUUAUGUUUGAAUUAUUUGAAAUAAAUGAUAAUGAAAAUUUGAA